GCAAGGGAAUUGCAAGCUGCAUUAUAUAAAAUAUCAUUAGCAAAAGUGGCAUCAAUAAUACUCUCGUUGCUUACUCAUUCUUGUGAAGUUUAAUCACUGAUCACCUAAGAGUGUGGAUCGAAGCAAUAGAAAUAGAGAGAUUGAGAUGAUGCAGAGUUCAAGAUCACGAAAAGCAGCGUUGAGAGUCAGAGUUCCUUCGCGGAAGCUGAUGAUUCUCUCUCUGGCCAUUUUCGCCAUUCUCCCUCCCAUUUUCUUCCACUUCCGCCUCCGACGCCUCCAACAGCUGCAAUUCACAAAGUGCCGUUGGCUCAACGAUCCUCCUCUGGUCUGCGCCCACGGUGGCGAUUCUUCCAAGGCUUCUCCAAACACCAUGGCGUCCUAUUUCCACGCUCUUCAGUCUCGCGUCGACUGCAUUGAGAUCGACGUUUCUCGUUCUUCUGACGGAGUUCUCUUUGCUCUCCAUGACAGGGAUUUGCAGCGCUUAACUGGAAGCGCUACUUCUAAAGUUGGUUACUUGAACUCAAAAGAGAUUAGAGAGCUUAGUGCUUCACGUCAGUCUACCUCCAAGUUUACUGAUCAAAGUAUACUUACAAUCCAAGAUGCUCUGAUGUUGACUGCAAAUUCAGUACGCCAGAUAGUUCUAGAUGUUAAGGUUGGGCCCCCAUUUUAUGAGAAAGAGCUUGCCAAAGAUGUUCUCUCUAUUGUGGAGAAGACGGAGUGCAGCAAUUGCCUCAUAUGGGCUAAAAGUGACAUUUUAGCAAGAGAUGUAAUUAAACUCUCAUCAGAAAUUACAGUUGGCUACAUUGUUAUGAGAGAACCUUCUACUGGAGCUAGGACAAAUUUGUUGAGAAUGAAAGGUGCUGAGGUUGUUGGUGUCUAUCAUCCACUGAUUGAUGAAAAUCUUGUGAAAGUUUUGCACAGGAGGAACAAAAAGGUGUAUGCCUGGACAGUUGAUGAUGUAGAAUCCAUGCAAAAGGUGUUGUUUGAACAUGUUGAUGCUAUUGUUACGAGCAACCCGACUUUUCUUCAACGCCUAAUGCAAGAUAUCAAAACACAAUGUCUUGAAGAGGGUUAUUCAUUACCACGCUAAAAUUUGUUUCGAGAAUUUUAGAAAUGUCUUCUAUGUUGUCAUUAUUAAAACACUAAUCCUUUGUAUAACCUCCAUUCUUCUCUGAGCGGGAAAAAAGGAUGAAUAUCAUGCAGGGUUGGACCCUUGCCUUUAGGAUGUUUAAUGUAUCAUUAGGUAUCACAAAAAUCAUUUUGUUCUUAAAUUUUAGUGCUAUUUGUCAAUGACACUACUGGCAGCAUAGUGGAGGAGACACAAAGGUUUCUUGGCA
This is a messenger RNA of Glycine soja, 1337 nucleotides long. Its product is annotated as glycerophosphodiester phosphodiesterase GDPD4-like. Lineage: Eukaryota; Viridiplantae; Streptophyta; Magnoliopsida; Fabales; Fabaceae. Gene Ontology annotation, molecular function: phosphoric diester hydrolase activity. The record is from RefSeq and is a predicted model, not a curated record. The transcript is spliced from 9 exons. The coding region runs from base 146 to 1090 and encodes 314 amino acids. Gene Ontology annotation, biological process: lipid metabolic process.